GAGACCGGGGGAGCGCGGGCACGCAAGCAAGGCACGCACGCAAGGCAGGAGGGCACCGCGACCGCAUCUGUCGCCUCACGUCUCGACGACCCAACCACUCGCUCAGUUUCCCCCCCACCCCCACCCCUCACCCCAGGAUUGGACUCCUAUUUUCCCCACACCAUUCCCGACUCAAUUCAAUGAAGGAGAGACGCUCGUGUCAGAAAUCAUCUCUGAAAUCCGGCAUGGAUCCCAGUCAGAGCGUGAAGUGUAAGAUAGUGGUGGUGGGGGACAGCCAGUGCGGGAAGACCGCGCUGCUUCACGUGUUCGCCAAGGACUGUUUCCCCGAGAGCUACGUCCCCACGGUGUUCGAAAACUACACGGCCAGCUUCGAAAUCGACACGCAGAGGAUCGAGCUCAGUCUGUGGGACACCUCAGGAUCUCCCUACUACGAUAACGUGAGGCCUCUCUCCUACCCAGACUCUGAUGCUGUCCUUAUCUGUUUCGACAUCAGCCGCCCGGAAACACUUGACAGCGUACUGAAAAAGUGGAAAGGGGAAAUCCAGGAGUUUUGUCCCAACACUAAGAUGCUGUUGGUUGGAUGUAAAUCAGAUUUGCGCACUCACUUGAGCACACUGGUGGAACUUUCCAAUCACAGACAGACACCAGUCUCUUACGACCAGGGUUCCAGCAUGGCAAAGCAGAUCUCGGCACCCUACAUCGAGUGCUCGGCUCAGCAGUCAGAGAACAGCGUCAGAGACAUUUUCCACGUGGCCACACUGGCUUGCAUCAACAAAAACAACAAAAAUGUCAAGCGCAGUAAGGCGGCCCGCGCCAACAAGAGGAUUUCACACAUGCCCGGUAGGCCUGACCUGGCGGCUGUGGCCUCGGACCUCCGGAAGGACAAAGCCAAAAGUUGCUCGAUCAUGUGACUGAUCAGACGCAGGGGCAGUAGACUGAGAAGAAUGAAGACAGAGUACAGUGCAAGCAGGAAUCUAUGGGGCCGCGCUCUUUCCUGCAUGCGAAAGGCCCCUUACCUGUCUGGAAAGGGGUUUAAUAAGCUUCAAUUCAUGUACAUUUUACUGGAAAACUCUGCACCAAUGAGAACUCAAUGCGUAGUAGCAUCCCAAUCCAUGUGGCCCCCCGCCCUAUCAGACAAGGAAGCUAUCUGUCAGCGGACUACCUGUUCGGGGAAGUGACCUGCUUCCUCUGGGAGGAUGAAGCGGACGCGGUCGAGGCUUUCCACGGCAACAGGAAAUGAGCAGGAGGAGUGAUGUCACUAGGAGACACUGAUUUGUAAAGGAAGGGUUUAAGAACGUGAUCUUGCUAAUGAGAGCCAAAGUCGGCGAUGGAGGUUUGCUGCCUGGGAGAAAAAAGGAACUGCUGCUGUUUGUGCCGGAUCAAAGACUUUUUGCUCGGAGGGCCUAUACAACAACUUGUCACUGUGGUUUGAAACUGAUUCACUCUCACCCCUGCUCCUGUAACUGUUAGUCUGUGCGCAGAGGAGAUUAGAAGAGGAAUUUCUUAGUCCUGCGCAUAGGAAACCUGAUGCUGUGUCUCCCCUGUCUUUGAUAUGUCGUCAGUAUAAUGUGAAGUCAUUGGUGUGUAACUGCGUCCAUUUUAUUUUUAGCUUCAUCCUGAUGAGUUUCAACCAUAAACAGCAGAUCCUACAAGCUGAACGAUUAAUCUUAACCAAGCUGUCCGAGUUUAAAACUGCACGCUUAUACUAGUCAGACAGCCACUCUGUGCCCGUUUAUUUCGCCUCAACAGCUAUAGACGUAUAAUGACUCUCUGAAGACAGAUUAUCCUAACUGUACUCCUCACUGACAUCUUUAUGAAGUUCUCUGCAUGAAACUGAGGGGGCCAUAUGCAAAAAAGGCUCAAAACUUUAUUCAGCCUCUAGUGUUUAGCCGACAAUUCCUUCAGUUCAUGUGAUAAACGAAUGCAAUUCGGCCCUUCAUUUUCACCGCCACUGUUUUGAAAUUGGCAAACAUAAAUAACUUGAAUAACACAUUUUAAAAACCUUAAUGGCCUUCAUUGACCAUGAGGACGUCCUAACAGGCUGACAGCCAGUUUGAGCUGUGACUCACUUUCCCACUGCACUUUAGGGAGGGAGUGGGAAUGAAAGCAACAGUUAAAGCUUGUUUAUUAGGCUCUGAAAACAUCAGGGCUCUCUACUUUGCAUUUUUUCUCAAGUGUUCUAACUCGCUUGUUGGGUGGUAUAUUCAUACAGGCCCAGUCACGCCAGCAUUGAAAACAGCAGAAUUUUGCAGCAAAAUCAGUUCGUUCCCACGGAAUUGCUGCAAGUAGCUAAAAUUUGGUGAACUAGUGCCAGUGAUCAAUAGUAAAGGGUCUGGACAGUGCUACCUUUUUUUGAGGGAAUAGAGAGCCAGAGAGUCUAAAACGGAGGAAGCUAUUGUAGCUUGAGAGCUGUGUUGCACCUUUCACGUUUAUUUAACCACUGAUGGAGUAUAAACUGCUCCGCCAAAGAGGAAUGGGUUUUAGACAGCUACGAGACAGGAUUCACUGGUACAAAUGUCUUUUGAAUAAACUCUGAACUUAUUUUCCUGUUAGCAACCAAAAUUGCUAACUAACACUUAGCUAGCACUAGCAAACCUGUUAGCUCGGAGGGCUUUUCCCCCCUUCAAUAACUCUUUAUUGAAUGAAAUGAUGUACAGUCCUGAGAACAAAACGGCAGAAACCGAAAAAUAGACAGAAGCUCAGGGAGCUAUUGUAUCUGACUAGUGUAGACCUGUUUGGUAGUGUAGCUCGCCAGCUACAGUAGUUUACUGACUAGCGCUCACCUUCUUGAGCCACAUAUUUCAUGACAGAGAUUUAUUCCACCGUGCCAUUUUCUGGUGUGACCGGGCCUCAACUCAAAGUGGAUGAUUUUCUUUUUCCUGCGUGUUCUUUUCAGUUUUUGGGUUUCAUGACCCUCGGGCCUAUGGGCCUCAUUUGAAAUAUGACAAAAAUGUAAACAACAAAUGGGUUUUGAAAAUGAAACUUUGAGAAAAUGCGAAUUAAGCUGUUGAAAUAUCAAAAGUAUUGAUGCACUUUUAAUGUAACUUUCAAACUUCCCCGUCGGCUUGUUAAAAUGCGAGUUUUGUCACAUUCGUCAGACCAGUAGCCCAGCUCUUAUCUUCAUUUUCUACUCUGUUGUCUCUUCCCUGUGUACAUUAUCAUGUUUUCUUGAAUGUUGAUGUCACCUUCAAAAUGUCUUUGCCAAUGUUGUUGCCACAAUAUUUAUUGAAUUAUAUAUUUUCCCUUUAGAAUAAAUGC
This is a messenger RNA of Xiphias gladius (swordfish), 3258 nucleotides long. It is a transcript of the gene rnd3a, whose product is annotated as Rho family GTPase 3a. The record is from RefSeq and is a predicted model, not a curated record. NCBI's taxonomy places the organism in Eukaryota, Metazoa, Chordata, Actinopteri, Istiophoriformes, Xiphiidae. Gene Ontology annotation, molecular function: GTPase activity; GTP binding. Gene Ontology annotation, biological process: small GTPase-mediated signal transduction. Bases 180 to 911 code for a protein of 243 amino acids. The transcript has 5 exons.